AUGUUCACGUCGUCUUGGUCUAAUCCUCAACAAAACCAGCAGCAACAGCAGCAGCCAAGUGCCUUUGGACAGCCUUCUGCUUUCGGCUCAACGACCAAUAAUGCCUUCGGAACUACAAGUACUUUUGGUCAACCCCAGCAGACACAGCAGCAACCACAAGUGAACCCCAUGUUCGGCAACAUUGGUACAACGCCAGGCACCAAUACUAACGCGGGCGGAGGGUUUGGCACUUUCGGCGGUGCCACCAACACGACCAAUGCGUUCAGCGCAAAACCAGCCACCGGAUUUGGCGCGUUUGGCGGGGGGACGAGUGCUUUUGGUGGAGGCACAACGACAAGCGCGUUUGGUCAACCCGCAACUAAUACUGCCACCACUUCUGUCUUCGGACAACCGGCAAACACGGGUGCCACGAGCGCGUUCGGUGGAGGAAACUCGUUGUUUGGCGGUAAUAAACCAACAUUUGGCAGUUCCCUAGCAGGCGCCACAACCACUACGCACCCUACAGUUAACACCGGAACAGCCAACCCGGCCUACAAUGUCACAACUGAGAAAGACGGCACCACUCUACUCCAGUUCCAAACCAUCUCAUGUAUGCCUCAGUAUGCUGGCUACUCACUCGAGGAAUUACGGGUGCAAGACUACGCUCAGAACCGCAAAACGGCUACGACAAGUGCUUUCGGCUCAACGGCGUUUGGUACAGCGCAGCCUGCCACUACGAGCGCCUUCGGAGCCCAGGCAGCACAGCAACCAUCCUUAUUUGGUGCAACCAACACGAAUGCCAACGCAGGAUUUGGCACCUUUGGGCAAACGACCACCCAACCAGCUUCCACGACCACGAAUUCGUUAUUUGGGGGCACAGGUGCGUUCGGGCAGACUCAACCAGCACAGCAGCAACCAAGCGCAUUUGGAACGACCAAUGCCUUUGGGCAGCAACCCCAGCAACAAUCGAACAUCUUCGGCGGCGGUACUACUAAUCCGGCAUUUGGGAACACGGGGAAUAAGCCAGCGUUCACGCCAUUCGGAACUGGCACAACAGCCAAUGCGUUUGGAACAACACCUGCCUUUGGCAAUACACAACAGCAACAGCAACAACCGGGACAACCAGGUGGAUUGUUUGGUAAUACUCAACCAGCGACCAAUACGAACGCGUUCGGAACCUUCGGAAAUACUGCCAAUGCCAAUAAGCCAUCAAUAUUUGGACAGCCCGCAACGACAACGCAGCCCACAACCAAUGUGUUUGGCACUGGAGGAGCAUUUGGCACGACCCAACCUCAGCCAAACCAACAACCCCAGCAGACUUCAAUCUUCGGCAACAGCCUGUUUGGCACUAACACCCAGCAGCAGCAACAGCCACAGACUCAACAGCAGCCAGCUCAAACUUCUAUUUUUGGCAGCACCAACACCACAGCGCCAGCAGCAGCACCCUCACUUUUUGGGACCCAAAAUCAAGGAACCAGUCUCUUUGGUAAUGCACAACAGCAAGGGCAGCAGCAGCAGCAGCAAGGGCAACAAAACACCAACCCCUUCGGAAACCUCUUUGGAGUAAAACCUGCGCAGCCCACCACAAAUUUGUUUGGAAGCACAAAUCAACCUGCUGCAGGUCAGAUCCAGCAGCCUUCGCUCUUUGGCAACAAUACGUUCGGUCAGUCCACGGCAGGCAGCAACCUCUUCGGGACCAAGCAACCUGCUGCCCCUGCCCUUGGUAACUCGUUCUCCGGAAGCCAGAUGGGUGGCACGAACCUGUUUGGUGCUUCUGUUAUUGCGCCAGGAGCUCAAGGGACGCUCACCGCAUCCAUCACACAACCGAUUGGCGAGAACCUGCCGAUAUUCGCCAUGCUACCCCCCGGUCCGCGGAUCGUCGACCUUGACCAGAGCGCGCCGAAGAAAAAGGCCGGGUUCUUCCUCGAUAUGCCUACGCGAUCCCCGGUCCCGCGCGUGCAGCUCGGGUUCACACCGGCGAACUCGAAGCUGCGCGGGUUUGGAUCAUCGACUUCGCUGACGUCAUCGACGCUCGCAGGUAGCUCGUCGGGCUCGUUCACGUCUGGCAAGCCGGGUGUUCUGUCAUUAAACAAGUCGGAGGCCAGAGGAACAUCUGUUGGCCCUGAUUUCCUUGGACGCAGUGGCAGCCCGUCGUUGGGAAGUGGUGGAAGGCAGAGUGUGAAGAAGGUUAUCCUUGACAAGAAAGUCGAGCCAUCAGAGUUGUUCGUGAAGUCAGGUAGCCCAGGUACCAUGCGAACAGGCAAAGUCACAUUCAGCCCCGCUCUGAGUGUGGCAGCACGAGAAAAGGACGCUGCUAACCCACCGCCGCUGCCCGGUAGUGGGUUGGAAUCACCAACACCUGCAUCACGCAAACAGCACCAGCACACGCCCAACCGGUUCACUGCACAGGGCACGAAAGAGGCUCCGGUGAUAGAAGGGGAGCUUGGUGAGGGUGACUAUUAUGUGAAGCCUGACCUUGCGACUCUGAAGACGGCCGGUCACAGCCAGCUCUCAGCCUUUGAAGGUUUGGUGGUUGGCAGGAAAGGAUACGGUACAAUUCACUUCCUCGAACCUGUCGACCUCACAGGUCUGCCAAAACUUGGUGCUCUUCUAGGUGAGGUGGUGCGAUUCGACGAUAAGGAGUGCAGCGUGUACCCCGACAGCGAAGAAGUGGAUAAGCCACCGCCCGGAUCAGGGCUGAAUGUAAAGGCAAGGCUUGCCCUCGAGAGGUGCUGGGCCGUGGACAAGGCAACUCGGGAACCAAUCACGGACGAGAAACACCCAGCGGCCAUCAAGCACCUGAAGAGGCUCAAGAACAUGAAGGAUACACAUUUCGAGAGCUUUGAUAUGAAGACUGGGACAUGGACGUUUACCGUGGACCAUUUCUGA
Messenger RNA from Cyclocybe aegerita, 2868 nucleotides. The record is from the annotation of a GenBank genome assembly. Lineage: Eukaryota; Fungi; Basidiomycota; Agaricomycetes; Agaricales; Hemipholiotaceae.